GCCACCCUGGCGCCCCCCCCACACCAAGGGCCCUCAUUUCUGCUCAUUAAACUACUGGGUGGCAGCUUGAAGCUGAAGUCGGGCAAGUCCAACCCGGAGGCCACAUGGCGGCCUGGAAGCCAGCACGGAGACAUGUCCCAUGACUGCCGGGCCUCGUGGGUGGAAUUCGAGCAUGCACUGCCUGUGACCACAUGGGUGUCACUUCAGAUAAGGGCUCCUAUCGCCUGGAAGUCCAGACGGAAAGGGUGCUUCCCCCACAGUCACUGCGGAGUGGGACUCAGCCAACAUUGCCUCAUGCCUCUCUGGUGCGACAGAUCGGCCUAUCUGUCCCUGAGACUAGUCCCUGCCCCUCCUAAAGAGAUGGAGCAUUUCAACCGGACCGAGGCACAGCACGUGAGAAGAGCCGCCUGUGACGGAUGCCAGCAGACCCUGUUCCCAGCGAAUGACAACUCUCCGGAAGGUGAAGGGAGGAGCUACCCCACUGCUGAGCGCCAGAGUGGACCUGGGCUAGACUCCAAUGCCUUCGUGCUGCAAACGCAACAGCUGAGGCCCUGGGAGCAGCAACGGUCAGGAAAAGCUUCCAGCUGCCAGGCAGCUGCGCCCCUCAACGGCGACAUCUCUCCUCGUGUCAUUAAUACCCCUUGGCCAAAACGAGUGAAGUGUUUUCAGCGGUUCAAUAACUUGCCUAAGGUUACCUGCUGCACGGGGCAGAAUCGGAAUUCCGUUUCCCAGGGGUCCUGGCCCCCCAGUCCCUAGGAAUCACGUCUGGAGGAAAGGGGCAGGGGCGCGGGUGGGGGUGUCCGGGGAGCCUGAGGACUAGGAGAUACCUGGAGAAGUGGCGACUCGCUUCCCGGAGGACCAGAGCGCGCUGGCUGGCUCCGAGCACUCGGCGCGCCCACCGGAGCCCCGGCCCUCGCAGGGAGGAAGCCGGGAACCCUCCUCCCGCCGCACCCCCGGCAGGGAGCCCCUUCUCAGCCCAGACGAGCUCACCCCGGGCCGCCCUCCCAGAAGCACGGCCCGACGGGGGACAGAGGGGG
Molecule: messenger RNA, 1037 nt
Organism: Enhydra lutris kenyoni (northern sea otter)
Lineage: Eukaryota; Metazoa; Chordata; Mammalia; Carnivora; Mustelidae
Exons: 3
Coding region: 133-756 (207 amino acids)
Source: RefSeq, a predicted model, not a curated record